Actinia tenebrosa (Australian red waratah sea anemone) is the source of this 520-nucleotide messenger RNA. Its product is annotated as dolichyl-diphosphooligosaccharide--protein glycosyltransferase subunit TMEM258. The record is from RefSeq and is a predicted model, not a curated record. Gene Ontology annotation, cellular component: oligosaccharyltransferase complex. NCBI's taxonomy places the organism in Eukaryota, Metazoa, Cnidaria, Anthozoa, Actiniaria, Actiniidae.
CGAACGAUGUAGACGUUUUCUUGAGCCCCGACAAAAGCCAGGCAACGGUCUUUUUGUUCCUCUUCGAAGCUUUUGUUUAUUUUUUGUAUCAAGAUGGAGGAAAUGUUGGUGGAAUCGAUGAACCGAUAUGCCAGUCCUAUCAACCCAGCUGUUUUUCCUCAUCUGACGAUAGUCUUGCUGGCGAUUGGAAUAUUUUUUAUGGCCUGGUUCUUUGUCUAUGAAGUAACAUCUACUAAAUACACAAGAGACAUCUAUAAAGAGCUUCUGGUUGCCCUUGUUGCUUCUCUCUUCAUGGGAUUUGGAGUUUUAUUCCUUCUUCUGUGGGUUGGAAUAUACGUAUGAUGUCAUAGAAUUAUUAAAUCAUUGGUGAAGAUCCUAAAGGGAACAGCUUGGAUGGUCAGCUUGAAGAGCAAAGAAAUAUUUCAAAUUUUACUACAAAAAUUAAGCAGACACCAUAACAUUUAAACAUCUUGUACAAUUUGUUUAUUAACAUAUAAUAAAAUAAAGUUUCUGAAUGAAA